This is a messenger RNA of Scatophagus argus, 779 nucleotides long. It is a transcript of the gene dnlz, whose product is annotated as DNL-type zinc finger. Gene Ontology annotation, molecular function: zinc ion binding; protein-folding chaperone binding. Gene Ontology annotation, cellular component: mitochondrion. NCBI's taxonomy places the organism in Eukaryota, Metazoa, Chordata, Actinopteri, Scatophagidae. Gene Ontology annotation, biological process: protein folding; protein import into mitochondrial matrix; protein stabilization. The record is from RefSeq and is a predicted model, not a curated record. The transcript is spliced from 3 exons. Bases 90 to 701 code for a protein of 203 amino acids.
AGAUGUGAUGUCAUCAGACGGCGACAAACCAAACGCUGAUGAAAUUGCUAGUAACGCGUAUGUCCGUCAACAUAUAGAUCUCAGUUGUCAUGUUGGUUUUACAGAAAUGUUGUGCUAUUUUAAGUUCGCCAGAUUAUUGGAGGGCGAUGCCGACUGUCCGCCGGUUGUUUCGCUGUUAUCGCAGUCGGCCAACGCUGUCUAGAGUCUGUGGACCAACCUCUCCGGAGCCACCGACGGCCACAUCCAGGACGGGGCUUCUCUCCUCACAGUCAGACCGUAGUUUUCAUACUGUGUUACCUGUUGACAGACGUGAAGCUCGCCUAAGCAGUUAUGGAAGAUUCUCAACGUCACCGAGUACCACAAGUGACGCUGUUGGGAAGAUCCAGUCAACUCAUUAUCAUCUCAUUUACACAUGCAAGGUUUGCUCUACCAGGUCCACGCAGAAGAUAUCCAAGCAGGCUUAUCACAAAGGCGUCGUGAUAGUGACAUGUGCAGGAUGUAAGAAUCAUCAUAUCAUCGCAGAUAACCUCGGCUGGUUCUCUGACCUGGAAGGGAAGAGAAACAUUGAGGAAAUCCUUGCAGCCAAAGGAGAGACUGUGAAGAGGGUUGAAGGAAGUGCUGCUUUGGAGAUAGUGGUCGAUGAAUCCAGUAAAGAAACAAAGUCACAAUGUGGUGAAGACAAUGAUCCAGAAAAACAAUAAUGCUGUCUUUCUACUGUAUAUGUAUAUUUUGUAAGAUGAUUAUAUCUAAUUUCUUAAUAAACAUAAAUCAAUCGUCAA